This is a messenger RNA of Musa acuminata AAA Group (dessert banana), 1021 nucleotides long. Its product is annotated as probable F-box protein At5g04010. The transcript has a single exon. The record is from RefSeq and is a predicted model, not a curated record. Lineage: Eukaryota; Viridiplantae; Streptophyta; Magnoliopsida; Zingiberales; Musaceae. Bases 49 to 879 code for a protein of 276 amino acids. Gene Ontology annotation, cellular component: cytoplasm; SCF ubiquitin ligase complex. Gene Ontology annotation, molecular function: protein binding. Gene Ontology annotation, biological process: SCF-dependent proteasomal ubiquitin-dependent protein catabolic process; gibberellic acid mediated signaling pathway.
GAAGAAGAAGAGAGAGAGAGAGAGAGAGAAAACAAAUCGAAGCGUGUAAUGGAUAGAAGCAAAUCAAGGAUUGUGCCACCAUCUGCUCUACCGACCAUACGAAGAGGAAGACCGUGUCCCAACCCAAGUGCUCCUCCAUGGGAGGUGAUCCAACUCCUAUCCCAAUGGCUAGACCCCAAGUCCCUGGCGGUUGCCUCUUGUGUCUCCAAAUCUUGGUACGCCAUCUUCUCUUCCGAACACCUGUGGAAGCCCAUCUGCCACUCCCUCUUCCCCUCCUCCCUCCACUUGACCACCGCCAAUCCCUCCGUCUCUCAUCGCCAUCUCUUUCUGCUUCUACACGCUGCGUCGAAGCGGCGUCUCGCGAUCCCCUCCCCGCCCCUCCUGUCACUCCGCCACCUCGUUUUCAUGGUCGACGUUUUCCACGGCGACGCGCCCGUGCUGUCGCUUGCCGUUACAGGAGAAGAGCUCGAGUCGCUCCACGGGAUCUUCCGAUUCGAGGUGAGAAUCGGUGAAGUCUAUAAACGUGGAGAGGUUGAUGCUCAAGAGGAGCUGAGGGUGGUCUGGAUGGUGGUGACGAAGGAAUGCCGAGAGGCCUUCACUUUGAUCGAUUAUGUAGGCAAGGGCACGUCGGUCGGGAGCAACGAGUUGUGGUUCUCGGAGAAAUUGCCGUGUCCAUCGUCGUGUUGCUGCUCUGCGACCAUGGAUUUAGCUGACCUCGAGGCAGAAGUAGUUAUAGAGCUUUGCUGUGACCAUGACGAAGCUAAGAAAAGGGUAGCAAAGGUAGGCUUCGGUUUGAUGAAUAGCAAGGCUUGGAGGUACGUAAAAGUGGCUGAUGGUCUGCUAUAUUUGCAAUCUUUUCUUUGGCCUUGGAGGCAUUAGCAUGCGAUCAACAAUCUACUAGUCUGACUUUUGUAUGCGUAUUGGGGCGUAACUCGACUACGUGCCACUGCCGUAAGAGAGACUUGCGGGUGUUGUACGGACCGCUAACUUCUCCUUUGAUGAAACUUGUUGUUCUAAAACC